ACCGGACUGAGCGGCAACGAGGGCCGAGAAGGCAAUGACGAGGGUGGUGGAGGCACGCAUGUUGAGAGUAGUGUGGAGGAUGAUUGGUGAUCGAAGAGAUUGGUUGCAGGUAAAGUUGCAGGCGAUCAACAGGUGAGAGAUAUCGGGAUGAAAAGGAAGAGAAAAGAGAAAGUGAAUCAGAGGACGGGGAGAGGCGCUUUAUAUGUAUAACAACAACAGGGGAGGGAAAGGGAAGAGCAAAUGACAGGUGCAGGGGAAGGUCUUUUUAUAGAAAAACGAGGUAGGGGGCCCAAUCCCGCAGGAACAGGUGCCAUCCAAUCUCCUCAUCCGCUCAUUUGCCUCAGCCCUGCUUCUGAGGCUGGGGAGAGAGAGAGAGAGACCAAGCGGGAAAAGGCUGGCCGGGAGGGGGGAGGGAUGCGCCAGCACCGGCGCCAAUCUACCAGGUUCAUUCGAUAUUGGAUGUUGGAUGAGCCAGGUGUGUCCAAUCUGGGUUAGGACGAGUCGUCACUCCACCCUGCAUUUCUCUAACCCUGUCACCCUCCCCAAGGGUGGAGCCACCCUUGGGAUCUUGACCCUAAUUGUCCCGUCGUGGAGGCGGGUCUCCUGUUGCCAUCGAAUGUCUCUCAGUGUCUAGUUUAGGGCAUCCUUCGCGGCCC
Aspergillus campestris IBT 28561 is the source of this 656-nucleotide messenger RNA. RefSeq lists its product as uncharacterized. Bases 241 to 495 code for a protein of 84 amino acids. NCBI's taxonomy places the organism in Eukaryota, Fungi, Ascomycota, Eurotiomycetes, Eurotiales, Aspergillaceae. The record is from RefSeq and is a predicted model, not a curated record. The transcript has a single exon.